GUGCCGCCGCGCCGCCCAAUCAGCGCCUGCAGCGCGUGGGCUCGGGAUUCAAACUGCGGCGCCUGGGACUCGGGGAUCGGCGCUGGUCGCCGCAGUGGCGUGCGGGCCCAUGGAGCACCGCAUCGUGGGGCCCGGGCCAUACCGGGCCACCAGGCUGUGGAAUGAAACAGUUGAACUUUUUCGCGCCAAGAUGCCAUUACGGAAACAUCGCUGUCGUUUCAAAAGUUACGAGCAUUGCUUCACAGCGACCGAAGCUGUGGAUUGGCUACACGAGCUGCUGAGGUGCAGCCAAAACUUUGGCCCCGAAGUGACCCGCAAACAAACGGUCCAGCUGCUAAAAAAAUUCCUGAAGAACCACGUUAUUGAAGACAUCAAGGGAAAAUGGGGCCAGGAAGACUUCGAGGACAACCGUCACUUGUACAGAUUUCCUCCUUCUUCACCCCUGAAGCCUUAUCCAAAGAGGCCCCCAUAUCAAAAGGAUGUUAUUGAAUUUCCAAAAUGGAAUGAUCCCCCACCAGGCACUUCACAAGAGAACAUCCCAGUGAGGCCACUUGUGAUGAAUCCUGAGAUGUGGUACAAGCGUCACAGUAUUGCUAUUGGAGAGGUGCCGGCUUGCCGUCUUGUCCACCGCAGACAGCUGACAGAGGCCAAUGUAGAAGAGAUCUGGAAGUCGAUGACAUUAUCAUAUUUACAGAAAAUCCUUGGCCUGGAUUCCUUAGAAGAAGUUUUAGACAUUAAACUUGUCAACUCCAAGUUCAUCAUCCAUAAUGUAUACAGUGUGAGCAAGCAAGGAGUUGUUAUCCUUGAUGACAAGUCAAAAGAACUUCCUCAUUGGGUACUGUCAGCUAUGAAGUGUUUGGCAAAUUGGCCUAAUUGUUCAGAUUUGAAGCAGCCUAUGUAUUUAGGAUUUGAAAAAGAUGUCUUUAAAACUAUAGCUGAUUACUAUGGUCACUUGAAAGAGCCUCUACUUACUUUUCACCUUUUUGAUGCCUUUGUCAGUGUAUUAGGUUUGUUACAGAAAGAGAAAAUGGCCAUCGAAGCCUUUCAAAUUUGCUGCCUCCUCCUGCCCCCUGAAAAUAGGAGAAAGUUACAGCUGUUGAUGAGGAUGAUGGCAAGGAUCUGCUUAAAUAAGGAGAUGCCACCACUGUGUGACGGCUUUGGCACCCGAACACUGAUGGUUCAGACAUUUUCCCAUUGUAUCUUGUGUUCCAAAGAUGAAGUGGACUUGGAUGACUUACUAGCUGCUAGGUUGGUGACAUUUCUGAUGGACAAUUACCAAGAGAUUCUGAAAGUCCCCUUGGCCUUGCAGACCUCCAUAGAGGAGCGUGUGGCCCAUCUACGAAGAGUCCAGAUAAAAUACCCAGGAGCUGACAUGGAUAUUACUUUAUCUGCUCCAUCAUUUUGCCGUCAAAUCAGCCCAGAGGAAUUUGAAUACCAAAGAGCAUAUGGCUCCCAGGAACCUCUGGCAGCCUUGUUGGAGGAAGUCAUCACAGAUGCCAAACUCUCCAGCAAAGAAAAGAAGAAAAAAUUGAAGCAGUUUCAAAAAUCAUAUCCUGAAGUCUAUCAAGAACGAUUUCCUACACCAGAAAGUGAAGCUCUUCUGUUUCCUGAAAAACCUAAAGCAAAACCACAGCUGCUGAUGUGGGCGCUAAAAAACCCCUUCCAACCAUUUCAAAGAACUAGAAGUUUUCGGAUGUAAUACUUGGAUAGAGACCUGUUGUUGCUGUUGUUUUGAGUAAAUGAUUGGCUAUAGGAUUCUGGUGGUGGAAGAACGAGGCACAUAAACCACAGACUACUGAAUUAUAAGUACAAAGAUUUCCUGACUCCAAGAAACAUUGAGCCAUUAUCAGUAUUUUUAUAAAACUCAGUGCUAUUUUUAAAGGGUACCAAUCUAUUAAAAAUAAUGAGACAACUAUAUAUAGUGGUAAUGUUAACAUGUUUGUAAUUGUUAAAAAUUUAAGGUGUCUUCAUUUUCUUAUUUGUUGUUUUCUGUUGUGUUUGUAAAAUAUUUGUGUGUGCAUCCUAGUUACUGAUGUCUGUGAUGAUCAUGACUGAAAGUCUUGUAUAUACUUGAAUGAGAAAGACACUGGGUGCUGUCACUGUGAUGCUCUUGACCCAAUAGCCAGUUGUGGUUUCGGGUAUAUACAUUGUUUUUCACUGUUGCACCAAGAUUCUUCAUGUUCUUUAUUACAGUAGCUGUGUCUUUUAUUGCAGAUUUGUUGGAUGUUGUGACAGAUUUUAUGAAAGCUGGUUCUUCUAUGAUGUACAUAUUAGUUGGUGUUUAUUUGUAUGUGAAGUAGAUUUUCUUGUGCCUGCAGUGGUAUAAUUUCAGUCUUGGCUAAAGAUGGAAAAUUGAACUGGAUAAAUUCUUUCAGUCUCAUUCGCCCUGUGAUUCUAAGUCAAAUCUUUGUUGUUUCAUGAAGCAAAUGGGUUAAGUAAAAUGAGACUACUUCCUUUAUAAGUAUAUUUUCCACAACGUCCUUAACCUUUUAAAGUAAAUGGAAUGUAAAUAAAAGCCAUUCUUUUUAAUACUGUA
Molecule: messenger RNA, 2536 nt
Organism: Bubalus bubalis (water buffalo)
Lineage: Eukaryota; Metazoa; Chordata; Mammalia; Artiodactyla; Bovidae
Gene: DEPDC1B
Product: DEP domain containing 1B
Exons: 11
Coding region: 110-1699 (529 amino acids)
Biological process (GO): intracellular signal transduction; positive regulation of Wnt signaling pathway
Source: RefSeq, a predicted model, not a curated record